Molecule: messenger RNA, 425 nt
Organism: Hibiscus syriacus
Lineage: Eukaryota; Viridiplantae; Streptophyta; Magnoliopsida; Malvales; Malvaceae
Product: chlorophyll a-b binding protein 151, chloroplastic-like
Exons: 2
Coding region: 54-425 (123 amino acids)
Source: RefSeq, a predicted model, not a curated record
CCCCUUGUAGUCUCCAAAUCCUACACUUGCCACCACAACAGAAGUCUAAGCUAAUGGCAACCUCCGGCAUCCAACAAUCUGCUUUCUCCGGCCAAACAGCUUUGAAGCUGUCCAAUGAGCUCCUCCGCAUGGUCGGUGGCGGCGGUGGCGGCCGCGUUUUCAUGCGAAGAACCGUCAAAAGCGUCCCCACCAGUAUCUGGUAUGGCCCUGACCGCCCUAAGUACUUGGGUCCAUUCUCCGACCAAAUCCCAUCAUACCUGACCGGUGAAUUCAAUUGCAUCAGAAAUUGUAGUCGAGCUAUUAAUUUUUGGGACCAAUUUGCAUUUAUAUUUCAAUUGCAUCAGAAAUUUGUAGUUGAACUAUCUAUUUUAAUUUUUGGGACCAAUUUGCAUUUAUAUUUCAACUGUAUCAGAAAUUGUAGUUGA